CAGUAUAACAUUGUAUUCGGACGCGUUCAGUUCACAAUACAUUUUUGUUGUGUGUGCGCGCUCUACCAAUUGUUGGGCGUUUCGGCUUUGGGCAAGAAAUUUCAUCAAUAUCAAAAAAAUAAAUUCACAAUUGAAGAUUUAAUUAAACUCUUGCAUAUUUUUCAACAAGUGCUUCAUUGUUGUCGCAAAAUAUUUGGGCAUUUUCAAGCGAUUUUUUAUUCCCAAAAGUGAAUUGAGUCCGUAAAAAACCUGAAUAAAUUUCUUUCUUCUUGUGUGAAUGACGAAAAGACUUGAAUUUUUUUUAUGAGCACAAACACAUGAUUGUACAACAUUUUGUGUGACGUUUUUCGAAUGGACGAUUGAGUGCUUAUUGCUUAACCGCAUACGUUUUUAGAACGAAAAUCAAAGAAAAAAAAUCCGCACGUCGAAACGGUGUUAUUUAUAAUAUUCGCGACGGAAAGACAAAAUUCAGCGAUUUUUCGGCUAACGAUGCGUUCACGGAAAUUCAAGCUCUAAAUCGAUUGUGCAGUUCAAUAGCCAGUGAUAAUUAAAUGUACAUUACGACUGAAUGCCAUAUUGAUGAGUUAUUAAUGUGUGUUUCAAAUCGCAAUUUUCCGUAAUCUGUCUGUGAAUUGUGCUAAGUGCGUUGAAAAUUUCACUUAAACCAAAUUUAACUUGUGUGUUUAUCAAAAUAGACAUCAACACGUUGACAUUAAUUGCAUUGCCGAACAUUUAUCGAAAUUAUUACGGUUUACCAUUGCAAUUUCAUACCGAAAACCGAAAUAAAGGUAUUAAUUGACACACAAAAACCAGGUAGAUGUGCAUAACAAAAGGAAAGAUUCGUGGAUUAUGUUUAUGUAUUUGUGAUGAUUGUGUAUUAUUUUGAGUGACAUCCAUUCGUAUCAACAAACCAGAUAAAGAAAGUUGUUUUAUUAUACCAAGCGAAUUUCGAUCACAAUCAAAGAAUUCUCACACAGACACAUUGAAACACUAACGAAAACAAUUUUAUUUGUACUUAUCAAAAACUACACCUGUGUGCACCUGUUUCCAAGCGAUUGCAAACGACACAAUUACAAAAUACAGAAAUUUCUUAGUUGGAACAGUUUUGGCCCGAAUUAAUGAAAACGUCAUUAAAAUAAGAUACACAUUGAAAACAGAAACGAAACGAAAAGAAGAAGAAAAUAAGCGAACAACAACACCACACACACACACACAUACAUACCCAAACCGCUUAACGAAGCGAAAUACAAGAAGCCAAGAGACUUGUGUGAAAUUGUGAAUUUUGUUUUUUUCGUUCGUUCGUUUACGGUGCGCCACAAUUGAUGCCAGUGCGUGUAUGAAAAGGACAGAAAAUACCAACACAAUGGCAGUUAAAAAUAAACAACAAUCAGAAAUUCGUUAUCGUUUCACGAUAUUGAAUUUCAUUUUUAUCUCGUUCGUUAGCAGUAUUUUAAUAGAUCUGGAGCUCAAGCACCGCCAAUGUACACCGAAAUGUUACCAGGCGGCCAAUUGUUGGCUUUGAUUAUCCCAUCGUUGACUGAAACCAUGGAAGGCACAUACUAUUGCUCAGCUUCAUAUGCCAACACUGAACCCAUCGUAGCUAGUGUUGACAUUCAGACUUAUGUCGCAAUCACAUGGAGAAAUGCUCCUGAAUUCCAAUAUCCAGUUGCUGGCAAAGACCACGUCGUUCAAUGUGAAGUAUCGGCAAAUCCGGCUCCCACAGUAGAUUGGCUCCGCAACGGCGAUCCCAUUAAAAUUGAGCCAGACAGUCGAUAUGUAAUCCAAACGAAAGGUCUUCUGGUGCGAAAUGUACAAGAAUCCGAUGAUGGAAUUUACACAUGCCGUGCAGCCGUCAUUCAAACCGGUGAAUUGGUUGAACGAAAUAUUCGCGUUGAGGUGCAAGUAUUGCCAAAAGUCCAACCAUUCACAAUGGAAUUGGAAGGUGUCGAAGAUCAGCCAUUCUCGGUGAAAUGUAACGCAACUGGUAAACCAGUACCAACAUACACAUGGAUCAAAGACAGUGAACAGUUGAACGUUGAAAAUGCGGACAGAUUCCAAGUGAAUGCAUUGACCGGACAAUUGAGCAUAUUGCGAGUGACAAAGGACGAUUAUGGCAACUAUACGUGCCGUGCAAAGAAUACAGCUGGUGAAGAUGAAGCGAAAACUCUUAUCAACGUAUUGAUUCGCCCACGAAUUUACGAACUUUGGAAUAUUACGCGCCCAGAACAUGAAGAAGCUGAACUUGUUUGCAAAGCUACCGGUCGCCCGCCACCAGAAAUCACAUUCAGACGCUGGGGAACCACUGAUGACUUCAUUCCGGGUGCACAAUACGGACCACAAAGCUAUAUUUACUUGGAACAACGCGGUGAUGAAUACAAAGGUGAAUCGACUGGUGUCCUUCGUUUCGAGAGAUUGCGACGCUCCGAUGAUGGUUUGUACGAGUGUAUUGCACGUAACAAAGGCGAUUCAGCAUACAAAGUCGGUCACAUCACCGUUGAAUACGCACCAUCCUUUGAGCAUAUGUUGGCAUUACCACCAGUUUACACAUGGAACGAACAAAGAGCUAACCUCAGUUGUUUGGCACAAGGUUUUCCAAAUGCAACAAUCGAAUGGAAAUGGAAUGACCGUCCGAUUCGUGAAUUGAACGAUCCAAAUAUGCAAAUUGAAGGAAAUGGCCCACGCAGCGAUUUGUUGAUUAUCCCACGUGAACGCCGUUACUACACCGCAUACAAGUGUGUUGCUAAAAAUCGUCUUGGAACCGCUGAACACAUCAUGGAACUUCGUGAAGCUCGCAUUCCCGAUGUCAUUCCUCAGGCCAAAUCAAUUGUUGUGACUGCUACAUCAAUCACAUUUGAAAUUUUGUCACCGCCAUACGACCCAGGUCUUCCAAUCACUGCAUUCGCUUCACAAUACAAAGACCGAAACGAACCCGACUGGACAAAUGCAUACAAUCGCUCAUGGUCACCGGAGAGUAAAUUCACUGUUGAAGGUCUUCGACCACAGACUUUCUAUGAUUUCCGAUUUGCUGCACUCAACAAAGUCGGUUUGGGCCAAUGGGGUGCAUACGUGGCACAAGCUACACCAGUUCGUUCAUUCCCUGAAUCACCGAAAAUUUUGCACAACAAAGUUCAAAACAGCGAAAAUAAAGAUGAAGAACCACUCGUCGUUUCACCAUACUCGGAUCAUUUUGAAUUGAGCUGGAGCAUUCCUCCCGAUAAUGGAGAACCAAUCAAUUUCUAUCAGAUCAGAUAUUGCCCGGGUCUAAAAGUCGACGGUGCUUGGAAUGAAGUCAAUCAAUUGUGCGAAACAAAGAAUGCGCCGCCAAGCGAAACGGUUGGUUUUAAAAUGACUGGAUUGCGUGGCGACACAUACUAUCGCAUACAAAUUCGUGCACACAAUGCAAUCGGUUUCUCGAAACCAGUGACACUGCUUAUGAAAACGGCUGUAGGUCGCGACUUAGUGAUUCCGGCGCAACCAAUAAAAUCAGCCUCACUCAUUGCUGUGGCCGUCGGUGGUGUUAUACUGUUCUUGCUGAUCAUUGACUUUGUUUGCUGUCUGACGCUUCACAUCGGUGUGAUUGCAACAUUGUGCCGACGCAACAAACGAGCCCCAUCCGAAUUGGACGAAGAAACGAAAAUCGGCAGUCUUUACGGCUGGCGUUUCCCGCUACCCUCGCCUUUACCUUAUUGCAGCGGACAACUUGUGAAGGAACCACCACCAUCACCAUUACCAUUGCCACCACCACUCAAACUUGGCGGAUCACCAGUCACCACACCGGACGAGCACGAGCCACUGAACGAUUGUGAUUCGAUGAAGAAACCGUUGUCCGUUGAGUAUGACGGUCGAACCGUUCAUUCCCGAAGCGGUGACUUUGUCGGCAAAAACUCAGCGGUGUGAAUGUAAAGCGGACACCUGCAACAACGACCUAAUGGGAUUACAACUGUUAAUUGAAUGACUUUUGAUGGAAAAAAUUCUAAAAAAAUAAGAAAGAAAAAGAAUCGACAAAGAGAAAAUAAAUUUAUGUAUGAUAAACGCAGCAGCAACGCUAAGAACACAAGAAAAAAAUAGACAAAAAAAACAUCCAUUUGCUAAAUGUGAACAAUUCAAAAUGCAAACAAGAAAAAAAAUCAUGUAAUAAAUGUAAACGUUAAUAUUUAAGAGUAGCUAUGAAUAACAAUAAUUUCGAUGUCAACAUUUACCAAAGUAAGACUAUCAAAGGAAAAGAAAUAUGUGUCAUUGCAUGCAGCAAAUUCAUACGUAAUCAGCGAACGAUCUUGAUUGGCAGUUUGAUUUUGCCAUACAAACCAAAAGCAUUCUCAUUCACAAUUGAUUUUAAAUUAAAUUUUGUUUUCGCCAAUUUUUUUCUUUCUUGAAUAAGUUCCAAUUAACUAAAAGAAAAUUCGAGCGUAAUUGUCACAAAACACAAAAACAAUCCCAAAACAAUUUAUUAGUUAAGUAUCGGUUAAUAUGUAUCGUCUCUAGCUGUAAAUUGUGUCUAAUUAAGGGAAUUUUUUUUACGUGAAUUGGAUUUAAAAAAAAAAACAAAUUUAGUCUUGGCUUGCUUAAGACACACAAAGCAAGAUCAGUUUACUUAAAAAAGAAGAAGAAGACGGUGUAAGCGCGAAAACGCCAACAUUUUAUUGUUAAUAAUUGACAAGUAAUAUAAUUAAUUUCAUAUUUUUUUCUUUGUCUUUCACGUUUAAUUGUUAUAUGUGUCUAAAUAUCUAAUUCCAUUCCGUUUGAAUAAUAAGCUAGAGACCAGAGCGAGAGGUAUUACUAAAUAAAAUGAAGGAAUACGAAAGAAAAAAAUAACAAACAGAUAAAAUAAACCAAAUUUCAUAAUUUAUCCUACGUGUAGCUGAAGUAAGUGACGAGAAAAGAAGCCAAAAAGAAAGAAAUAGAAAUAUUAAGUCGAUGCAUCCAUUGUGUGAUUUCGUUUUCGUUUCUCUCACACACUGUGUGAACUCGGGAUAAAUAAAUUCACCGAGCCGAACUGAACUGAUAUCAAUGAACAAUUAUUUCACGAAAACGUACUUACUAAUCAUACUUCCCUGGUUACAAUCACUAUAAUUUCUCUGAUAGUGGAUGUUAAUUUCAAUUUUGCUCAUGGCCAAACUACAUCCAUUUUAACAGCAGAUUCCAUGCUCUGCAUUUUAAUUGUGUAUCUUUGGUCAUGGCUCAGUCGAUCAAAGGAUUUAUUUUAAAUGGAUCAAAAAGAUGUAAUCUCUCAACUUAUACGCAAAUUUUAUGGAAACUUACCAUGUUCACAAUUUCCAUCAUUUACCUUUAACCAAGCAACGCCAUUACUUUAUGUGCCAUUGAAUAUUCGCUUCAAACCAUAUAAAUAUUUACAUUAAGUUCUCCGUCACAUGACAACAAUACCCGUUUCAUUUUUUUCGUCGAUUUUUUUUUUGUUCAUUGACAAAAUUCCAAAGAUAAUUCAAGCCAAUUUUAUUCCGUAAAUAUGAUUUUCACUGAAUAAUUUUUUAUUCCAUAUUCAAAACUGCCUUAUUUGUCUAAAUAUGCUAAAUGUGUUAUACAACAAAUUCUGCAAAACGGUAUAAUUCCAAACAAAUCACCAAAAACCGAAUUUUCAAACUAUUUUCCAAUCUUUGGUCUGAUUUUAUUCCAUUUUUUUGUCUGCAAUUUUUUUGGUGCGAAAAUCGGACAGUUUAUCAAUUGAAAUUUUUUAACAAAAAAUUAUGCAAAAACUUACUAUCGAUAAUAACCGCAUCUAUAUUCAAUUUAAAUUAAUGAAACGGGCGAAUUCAAACCAAUUUUUAGUCGUUGGUCCAAUGCGAUGCAAUUUUAUUCCCACAAUUCGGAAAUUAGUCAAAAGAAAAACACCAGGGAAUGUGGCCAAGACGAACGAUUGAACGUUUGUUUGCUUUGUUCCGUUCUUGCUUUAGUUAAACACAUAUUUGCUAUACAAAUAUAAAUUGUGAAUUUUUUUAUAUAUUAUUUACUCAACAACAACAACAACACAAUGGAAACGGUAAUAAUUUUGACUUAAGCAAAAUUUUAUAUUACGUAUUAUGAUCAACUGACACGUGAAACGAAAUAAAAGAAAUAAAUGAAAAACAAAACACGA
Sitodiplosis mosellana (orange wheat blossom midge) is the source of this 6091-nucleotide messenger RNA. It is a transcript of the gene Fas2, whose product is annotated as fasciclin-2. Gene Ontology annotation, biological process: cell adhesion. Gene Ontology annotation, molecular function: protein binding. Gene Ontology annotation, cellular component: membrane; neuron projection. The record is from RefSeq and is a predicted model, not a curated record. Lineage: Eukaryota; Metazoa; Arthropoda; Insecta; Diptera; Cecidomyiidae.